AUGGCCAAGUUCACCAUCGUGCCCCUUGCCACCAAGACCCCCGCCCCACUGCUGGUAGAUGGGGAUGAUGUAGGAUUCAGUCCGAGAGGUUGUCUCCUGGGUCUGACAGUCUCAACUAUGGGCUACACUACCCACGUCUCCCAUCGCGUGGCAAGAGCAAAAUCAGCCCUUACCAGGCUAUAUCGCUUUAGAGACUUGGCCACUGGUCUUAACCUCCAUCUUAUAAAGGCUCUAAUUAUUCCCAUUCUCUCCUAUCCUCCUGUUCCUCUACACGCUCUCUCCCGUACAGCUAUUAGCAGAUUACAAAGAGUGCAGAACAGCGCCCUAAGGUUCGCCUUUGGUACAAGAUGGGACGACUUCACCAGCUCGGCAUCGCUCCACGAGGCCGCGUCCCUCCCAGCCCUCAACGUCCGCCUCCAAGAGAUGGCUGCCAAACUCUGGCAAAGAAUGGAUGACGAAGGUUGGGACCAGUACCGGGCGCUGAGGGCGCUGCACGAAGAGACUCCGCACCGGCAGCAUGCCUGGUUCCCCAGAAGCCUCCUAAAACUUGAAGAAGAACCUCCAGAACCCAGAUACAGAUCACUACCAAUCACUGGCAUGCUUGCCCCAUACCACCCGCGGAGCGCUGAUGCUGACGGACAGAGGGCUGCUAUACCAUUACGAGAGACUCCAGAGACGCAAAGCCAGACGGCGGCGAUGCAGCACCCAGUGGACUGA
Molecule: messenger RNA, 717 nt
Organism: Portunus trituberculatus (swimming crab)
Lineage: Eukaryota; Metazoa; Arthropoda; Malacostraca; Decapoda; Portunidae
Exons: 2
Coding region: 1-717 (238 amino acids)
Source: RefSeq, a predicted model, not a curated record